AUGAAUUCAGAGCAUUUUUCAUUCUCAAAGAAACCAGUUUAUUCACACGCAAAGAGACAUUCCGUCAUUUCUGAUAUCAUUCCAAAUUCAUCAGAGUCAAAUGGGAACAAUUAUACCACUACAACUGCUGAUACAAAUAACAAGAGAACCAACAGUGGGAGAACAUUUUCAUCGAUAUCAAAUGGUGACGGUAAUUUAAUCAGACCUUGUGUUUCUCCAGAUGAUCCUUUACUGGAUUAUGAUGAACAGAUUAGAGUUCCUAAAUUUCAAUCAAAAAAGUCAUUAGAUGAUAUAGGCUCAGUUUCAGUUAAUUUUGAAUCAAAUGAUUUGAUGGAUAAAUCUCAACAGGAAAGCAAACUAAACAGUCGACGUGCUACAACAAACAUUGACUCAUCUAUAUUACCAAAAUCAACCACCGUUAAUAAUACAAAUAAAACCUCAAAUCCUAAAUCAACUUAUCAACCUGCAAAAUUUGAUAUAGGACAUUUUUCAAUUUCAGAAUCACAUUCUUCAUCAUCAUCACCCCCUAGGCAAACUACUUCAUCUUCAUUAGGUGAUAAAGUUUAUAAUAUAGAGAGUUAUUUAAACAAUAAAAACUCAUCAAAUGUUAUCUCAAAUCAUGAACCUUCUCAACAUCCAUCAAAUGUCAAUUUAAAUUCAACUACAAAUUCAUCAUCAUAUUAUUCAACACCUUUACCAUCAAAGAAAAAUUCAAAUGAAUCAAUCUAUCAAUUUACUUCUAAAAAUACCUUAAAAUUCUCCAUGGCACCUCUUAGACCAAUAGAUGAUCCAAAAGUACCAAAUUAUGUCCCAUGUGUUUUAAGAACAACUUCAGACCUUAUAAAUCCAUCAUCAUUUAAUUCACCAUUAUCACCAUUCAAUACAUCAAAUUCAGCACAAACCCUUUCCGAUUUGACAAAUAAUGAAGAUUCUAUUGAAACAACAGGAAAUGAAUUAUCUCAUGAACAUUGGAAACCAAACAAUUCAGUUACAAAUUGUACUGAUUGUAAUAGAAUUUUCACAUUAAUCAAUAGACGUCAUCAUUGUAGGAAAUGUGGAUUAAUUUUUUGUUCAAAUUGUUUAUUAUCAAAAUCAAAAUUAAAUUAUAAUUGUGAAUUUGAUAUUGAUGGUAUUUUAGCAAAAGUUUGUUUUAAUUGUAAUAAACAAUGGUCAAAUUUUUUAAUCAAUAAUUUUAAACAAGUUGAUAAACAAUUAUUCCCAGAUUCUUUAAAAAAGACUAAUCAAGAUGUCAUUACAAAUAUUAAUGAUGAUCAUCAUCAAGAACAAUUAGAAAUGGAACAAAAUCCAUUAGGUGAGGAUAAAAGAGAAGCUGGUACUACUGUUCCUGCAGACUGGUCAUGGAGUUCAUUUUAG
This is a messenger RNA of Hansenula ciferrii, 1374 nucleotides long. RefSeq names its product FYVE zinc finger domain-containing protein. The record is from RefSeq and is a predicted model, not a curated record. Gene Ontology annotation, molecular function: metal ion binding. NCBI's taxonomy places the organism in Eukaryota, Fungi, Ascomycota, Saccharomycetes, Phaffomycetales, Wickerhamomycetaceae. The transcript has a single exon. Bases 1 to 1374 code for a protein of 457 amino acids.